CUGCGCUCCGUCUCGCUCCCCUUGUGGCGCGUUAGGGCUGAAUUCGGCGCUGGCCCCUGCCCCUGCCGUGCGACCCGGCGGCUCCGAGCCUGGGAUCCUGCCUCCCCUCGGACAGCUGAUACGGUCCCCCCAGGGCUGUCAGACAUGGGGAGGGGGGCAGGCCGGGCCUGGCUGACGUAUUCACGUGGCCGCCUCACAUGUUCAGGGGAGGACGGGACGUUUCGGAAGCCAGAGCCGUCGUUUACAGAGCUGGAGAAGAGACUCGGCGAUUUCUCUCUGAAAAGUGCCAUGCUGCAGGAGGUGCUGCUGAGAUUCAAAGACACGCUGCGACGGGAGCUGGGGAGUGACACAGGCUGCAGAAUAACAUCCCUGGGUCCCUCCCGAUUCUCCCAGCCUGCCCGGGGAAGGGAAGUGGAUGCAGCAGACCUGGCUCAGGGGUCGGUGACCUUCGAGGAGGUGGCUGUGCAUUUCACCAGGGAAGAGUGGGCUCUGCUGGACCCCGCUCAGAGAGCCCUUUACAGAGCCGUCAUGCAGGAGAACUAUGAGAAUGUGACCUCGCUGGAGUUUCCAGUUUUCCCACCUGAUGAUCUCUCUCAGCCUGAACAAGACAAAGACCCAGAUCUCCAUGAUUCAGAGGAAAGUGAGAUCCUGAGCGGUACCUGCACAAAGGAGGAAUCAUUCAGCCAAUUCGAAAUCUGUCCGUGGCUGAAGGAAACAGCUGGGAUUCCCAACAGAGACCUUGUGAGUUCUCCAAGUUCAGGAUUGUCCCCAGCAGGUGAUGGGAUGCCACGUGAGAAGGAGGAGCACCAAUCUCAGCUGGAAGAUGCUGAGCAAGACGAACCACACAGGACGUUAUUGCAAAUAUCUGAGGAGGACGAUUCCAGGAGUCGUGAGCAGAGAGAAGGACGUGAGAGUCAGCACAGGCGAGAGAGGAAGCAGGGAAACCAGCCAAGGGAGAAACUAAAUAAAUCCAUUAAUAGUUGGGGACCUCACAAAUAUGUCAAGGAAACCACAGCCCAGCCGAAAAUCCAGGCAGGAGCGAGAAACAACACAUGCUCCGAGUGUGGGAAAAAUUUCAGUAGCCGCUCAGUUCUUCUUAAACAUCAGAGGAUCCACACAGGGGAAAGGCCCUAUGAAUGCCGCGAAUGUCAGAAAAGCUUCACUCACAGAUCAUCCCUCAUUAAACAUCGGAGGAUACACACUGGAGAGAGACCCUAUGUGUGCUGUGAAUGUGGCAAAAACUUCAUUGACCGUUCAGCCCUUAUUAAACAUCAGAAAUUCCACGCGGGAGAGAGACCCCAUGAAUGCAGUGAGUGCGGGAAACGCUUCACCCAGAGCUCGGACCUCAUUACGCAUCAGCGAAUCCACACGGGAGAGAGACCCUAUGAAUGCAGCGAGUGCGGGAAAAGCUUCACUCAGAGAGCAUCCCUCAUUAAACAUCGGAGAAUCCACACAGGCGAGAGACCUCAUGAAUGCUGUGAGUGCGGGAAAACCUUCACUCAGAGCUCAGGCCUUGUUCGCCAUCAGAUAAUCCACACAGGGGCGCGAUCCUACGCGUGCGCCGAGUGCGGAGAAAGCUUUACUCGGCGCUCGAAUCUGAUCGUGCAUCAGAGAAUCCACACCGGGGAGCGACCCUAUGGGUGCUGCGAGUGCGGGAAAAACUUCAUUGACAGCUCAUCGCUUAAAAAGCAUCAGCGGAUCCACACGGGGGACAGGCCUUACGGAUGCGGCGAGUGCGGGAAAACCUUCACUCGCAGCUCAAACCUCAUCACACAUCAGCGAACCCACACAGGGGAGAGACCCUACGAAUGCAGCGAGUGUGGGAAAAGAUUCACUGACAGCUCUCUCCUCAUUAAACAUCAGAGGAUCCACACGGGGGAGAGGCCUUAUGAAUGUGGCGAGUGUCAGAAAAGCUUCACAGACAGCUCAGACCUUAUUAAGCAUCAGAGAAUCCACACUGGAGAAAAGCCCUAUGAAUGCGGCGAGUGCGGGAAAAGCUUCACUGACAGCUCAGACCUCAUUAAGCAUCAGAGAAUCCACACGGGAGAGAGACCUCAUGCGUGCUUCGAGUGCGGGAAAAGCUUCACGCAGCGAUCGUGCCUUGUUAAACAUCAGCGGAUCCACACAGGGGAGAGACCCUACACGUGCGCCGAGUGCGGGAAAAGUUUCGCUUGGCGCUCCAACCUCAUUGUGCAUAAGAAAAUCCACACAGGGGAGAGACCCUAUGGUUGCUGCGAGUGUGGGAAAAAAUUCAUUGACAACUCAGCGCUCCUGAAGCAUCAGAGAAUCCACGUGGGGGCCAGACCUUAUGAAUGCAGCGAGUGCGGGAAAACCUUCACUCGGAGCUCCAACCUUAUUAGGCAUCAGAGUCUCCACACCUCAUAGAGACGCUCUAGAUCAGUGGUCUCCAACCCGCCCGCCCAACGACAAGCCACGGAGGACCGUGGCGGCGGACGAGCAUCUGCCGACAAGUGGCAGCGUGUCAAUCAUCGGCAUUUCGACAACACUUCUGCAUGACGCUGCUUGUCAGCGGCCAGGACGCGAGGGCACCUAGAUACCCCGGCGGGUACCCACGGGCACCACAUUGGGGACCCCUGCUCUAGAUGCUCUGAGCGUGGGGAAAAACAUUUAUCAGCUCUCAGCCCUUACUGAUCGGGCCAACCUAUUUUUUUUCUGCUGCCCUGGCAUGGUUAGGGGUGAAGGGUUUAACCUUUAACUGUUUUUCUUUUCUUCUUCCACCCUUUUUCAGACUACGGCUUUUUCGAACUGCAGCCACUUUUGCUUUUUUAACGUGGCUUGAGAACCUAGCUUCAUCUUUUACUUUCCCCGUGAUCUGCCUCGGUUUUAUUUGGGGAUUUUUUUUUUAGUAAGGCUGUAACUUUGUUUCCCCCUUUGCUGUUUUAAUUUAGAAGCUUUUUGCCUCGGCCUGCGAUGUUUUUUCUGACUAUUGCAUACCUGCUUUUACCUUGCCACGACUUGCGUUACACUGGUGAUGCGGAGAGUACUUGGAUUUGACACCCGGCUGGAGAGAGAGAUUUUUUUAAUUUUAUUUUUAAAUUGCUUUUUAAUUUUU
This is a messenger RNA of Chelonoidis abingdonii (Abingdon island giant tortoise), 3073 nucleotides long. The record is from RefSeq and is a predicted model, not a curated record. Lineage: Eukaryota; Metazoa; Chordata; Testudines; Testudinidae.